Diatraea saccharalis (sugarcane borer) is the source of this 1906-nucleotide messenger RNA. Lineage: Eukaryota; Metazoa; Arthropoda; Insecta; Lepidoptera; Crambidae. The record is from the annotation of a GenBank genome assembly.
UGUGUGUCGCUUCAAUCAAAUCAUAGAGAUAAGAUGGUGUCCCCCCCCUCCCCUGACCCCUGAGUAUAGGUUAGUUUUAUGAAUUUUUGUACGUAAACAAGGCAAAAACAAGAAAAGUAUUUCAUAUUGAAUUAUUUAUAUUCUAUCAAAUAAUCAACUUCUGAUUGCGGUUACCAGUUAAAGUUUAUUGCAUGGCGUAUAAAUGGUAACAUAUUUUCUUACUAAGAUAGCGUCAAAAUGGUAUUUAUAUUUCGAAGUUUAUGUGCUGCAAAGCAAAUUAAGCGACCUCGUAGCUACCUCAGAAGUAAAUUCAUUGAUUCAGUUAGAUUACACGUAAAAGGUGGCACUGGUGGGACAGGCCUUCCAAAAUACGGCGGUCUUGGAGGACAAGGAGGAUGUGUAUACUGUUGUGGAAAUGAAAAUGCUAGCCUUCAAAAUAUUUUGUCUUUAUAUCGUGGCAAAACUGUCUCUGCAGGACACGGUGAAGAUAGCCGCAAGACCAAAAUAGUCGGGAACCCAGGAGCAGACCUCAAAUUAGAAGUGCCUUUAGGUGUCACAGUUUAUCGAGAAGACGGCAAGGAAUUGGGGACAAUAGAUAAAGAAGACGAAACUAUAAUACUAGCGAGAGGAGGACCUGGAGGAAAUAAAGAAAAUAACUUUCUUGGACAUUUUGGCCAAAUACAUCAUGUAAGAUUAGAUUUGAAAUUAAUCGCUGAUAUAGGUCUUGUUGGUUUUCCCAAUGCAGGCAAAAGUUCACUUCUAAAAGCAAUAUCUAGAGCAAAACCAAGGAUAGCAAGUUAUCCCUUUACUACAAUCAAACCCAAUAAGGGUAUUAUACUAUUUGAUGAUCACAGACAGAUUUCUAUAGCAGACUUACCUGGACUGAUAGAAGGUGCACAUGUAAAUAUAGGCUUGGGACACAAGUUCUUAAAACAUGUAGAAAGAACUAAAUUACUCUUAUUCAUAGCUGAUGUGCAAGGUUUUCAAUUAAGCCCCAAGCAUCCACUGAGAUCUUGUUUGGAGACUGUCUUACUAUUGAACAAAGAGUUAGAACUUUAUAACCCAGACUUAUUAGAGAAACCUGCCAUUUUAGCAGUGAACAAAAUGGACUUAGAAGGUACCCAGGAAACUUAUAAUAAACUCGUUGAUUCCUAUGAGAAGAUUGAUGAAAUCAUUCAUGAUAUGCCUGAAGAAAUUAGACCAAAUAAAAUUAUUUCAUUUACAGAUAUAAUAAGUAUAUCUGCAUUAAAAGAUAAGGAAAGUAUACAAAAAUUAAAAACUACAUUAAGGAGGAGACUAGAUGAAUAUGCUGAAGAAAACAAUCCACAUAUAAUUGAACCAAAACAACUGUUAAAGAAAAGUAGGGUAGUAUUAAGAGAAAAAGGACCUAAAGUAACUUAAUACAUAAUAUGUUAAGAGUAAAUUUUCUUUUUUAUUUUAAAUGGCCACACAUCACUCUUACACACCACCACAGUAAGCAGACCCAUCACUCUACACACCAACACAGUAAGUAGACCUCUGUUAGUGGGGGAGUUCUAUAUGAAGCUCUGUAGGGGAGCCCACGAUGCUAAAUUGGGAUUUACUCGAGCGUCAUAGAGGGCUAUUGGGUUGCGAAGCUUAGAUGAUAACAAAAAAAAUAUUUCAUAUAAUAUAUACCUUUUCAUCGGUGGCGGAAGCGGCUAUAGAUUUUUAAAAAUGUAAAAAAAAACUGUUGUAUGGACAUACUCGAGCGCGUCAGAUAUUAAUAUCAUCGAUGUCCUACGCAUUUUUAAAAACUGUCGUAUGUUAAUCUGAUCGUUUCCAUGAUGGGGGUUCCAUGGGGGGACGUAAGGGUUGAAAAUGAAAAAAAAAACUAAUCGAGCGCGUCAGAUUUUUUGAGGGGAUGUCAAGUGAACCUAAAAAAAAG